This is a messenger RNA of Kickxella alabastrina, 1362 nucleotides long. RefSeq lists its product as uncharacterized. Lineage: Eukaryota; Fungi; Kickxellomycota; Kickxellomycetes; Kickxellales; Kickxellaceae. The transcript has a single exon. The record is from RefSeq and is a predicted model, not a curated record. The coding region runs from base 314 to 1321 and encodes 335 amino acids.
CCACUCAAGCAUAAGUCAUCAUGCGACGGUUCUCCUGGCGAUCGUACGAGCACAGCACAUCAAGCACGUCAGAGUACUUUGCAAUAUUGGCAUCCUGAGGCCUCAGCUCCUGGAUUCGGUGAACGACAAAGUGCAAUCUAUCGUAGUCGUACGCAGAAAUGGCAUUCUCGAGGCAGUCGAUGUACGUGCGUUCAAGAAGCUUCGCAUUAAUUGAGUCAUCGACGAUGCCCAGGAUGCGCGCCUGGUAGCCAUCGAUGUGCGGGGCAGAGCAACACAGGGCAAUGUACUCGAGAAUGACGGAGAUGCGGUCGAGAUGGAAGGCGUCGGCAAAUUCAAGCGCAGCACUGAUGUCCAUGGCUGUGUUCAUCAGCAGAGGGCGCACCAAGGGGUCGAGCAGCCCGGGCUUAGGGUCAGCGAGAUGCGAAGGGUCGAAGCAAAUAUUCAGCAGACGCAGUUGCUCGCUCCACCGCGCAGCGGCAGCCACAACGAGGCAGCGGUCGAGAACGGCUGGCUCGUACCAGAUACGAUUGCAUAUGGCCCAAUGUUGGCCAUGGCAAUGACCCGCGACGAGUGCAGGCCCGUGCUUCCAAUGGCCACAGAAAGAUGCUGGUUGGCCUGUGGCGGCUUGAGCAUCAGCAUGCUGGCGACAAUAAACACUGUGUCCAGGCCGCGGCUCUGCUGCAGCGCGCGCACCAGGCUCUUUGCAAUGAGCGCGUGCGUCGUGGCCAGGUCGGCUGUGCCAAAGAGCUGUGGGAGCUCAGAGUCGGCCACGCCGCCGGCAGACAGGCGCACGCGCAGCUGGGCUAGGGCGUCGUCAGAAUCCAUUUCGCCAGAGGAGCUUGAGUCGGAGGAGGCCUUGGCGGUGAAGGAGGCGCGUGAGAGCUGCGAAAUGACCAGCUCCAGCACGUGCACAGCGAGUACCCAGUGGCGGUUGUGGACCAGGUGGGCGACCAGCUCGCCGCACCUGUGGAUGACAGCCGAGCGCAGGCUCUCGCCGUCAUCGCUGUUGUCGUGCCAUCAUUGUCAUUGUCAUUGUCAUUGCCAUUGCCAUUGUCAUUGUCGAUGUCGCUGUUGCUGUUGCCAUUGGCAGCAGCCAUUUUGGAUGACUUGCCGCUCUGUUGUUCCGAAUACGCCGGGGCAGCAAAGCCAUCGCCAGAACCUGCAAAUUGAUCAUCAUCACAAGCAUCGUUGGCGUCACCAUCAUCGUUGUCGGCAGGCAGACGGCGCACAACAGCAAUCAGGCGGUAGACCAGACGCAUCGCACACGCAGUGUCAAGAACCAGGCCACGCUCCACAUAACUGUUUGCAAACAGUGGGUUGAGCCAAGCCGACAGCGUGGUAAUGGUGGUGGUGGUGCUAUCA